This is a messenger RNA of Asparagus officinalis (garden asparagus), 1190 nucleotides long. Its product is annotated as auxin-induced protein 5NG4-like. NCBI's taxonomy places the organism in Eukaryota, Viridiplantae, Streptophyta, Magnoliopsida, Asparagales, Asparagaceae. Gene Ontology annotation, cellular component: plasma membrane. Gene Ontology annotation, molecular function: transmembrane transporter activity. The transcript has 7 exons. Bases 76 to 1161 code for a protein of 361 amino acids. The record is from RefSeq and is a predicted model, not a curated record.
CUCCAGUCUUCUCACCUCAACAAAGCACAAAAAACCCAUCUCUGAUUGUAAGGAUUCUUAUCCAAGAGAGAGAAAAUGAGGAGCGAUUCAAAAGUCUCAGAGAAGGCAAAGCUCUUCAUAGCUGUUCUAGCUCUACAAUGUUGCUAUGCAGGGUUCCACAUAGUCUCAAGAGCUGCACUUAAUAUGGGUGUUAGCAAAAUUGUGUUCCCUGUGUAUAGAAAUGUCAUUGCUCUUGCAUUAUUGGCCCCCUUUGCUUAUUUUAUAGAAAAGAAGGAUAGGCCACCUCUUACCUUUUCUUUGCUGGUUCAAUUCUUUCUUCUUGCAUUAUGUGGGAUAACAGCUAAUCAAGGAUUCUAUCUGUUGGGUUUGUAUUACCUCUCUCCAACAUAUGCAUCUGCUAUACAAAACUCAGUACCAGCCAUCACUUUUGCCAUGGCAGCAGCCCUAAGGCUUGAGCAGGUGAAUAUAAAGAAGAGGUUUGGGUUGGCAAAGGUGGUGGGUACUGUGGGAAGUAUUGCAGGAGCCACAGUUAUCACUCUAUACAAGGGUCCUCCUCUCUUGAGCCAUGAACCACACUUAACAUUGGGAGCAAUCACUUCUUCAAGCCAAAUCCUUAAUUGGACCCUUGGUUGUAUAUACAUCCUUGGAAAUUGCUUAGCUUGGUCUGGUUGGAUGGUUCUUCAGGUCCCAGUGCUAAAGCAGUAUCCAGCAAGGCUAUCAGUCACCACAUUCACCUGCUUCUUUGGGCUGAUCCAGUUCUUGGUCAUAGCAGCCUUCACUGAAACUGACAUUGACAAAUGGAAAGUCCAUUCUGGAGGAGAGCUCUGCACCAUCCUUUAUGCUGGCCUUGUGGCAUCAGGCAUCUCCUUCUCCCUUCAAAUUUGGUGCAUUGACAGAGGAGGUCCCCUUUUUGUUGCCGUCUUCCAACCAGUUCAGACAGUUGCAGUGGCCAUCAUGGCAUCCAUUAUACUUGGUGACCAGUUGUACUCAGGAGGGGUCAUUGGGUCUAUCCUCAUCAUGGUUGGUCUCUACUCUGUAUUAUGGGGUAAAAGUGAAGAGAAGAAAGCAAGAAGCCAAGAGACUAACCACGACCUAACGACUCACCUCCUUGACCAAGAAAACUCACACAAAGAUGAUACUGCAGUUUCUGACAUCCCAUGAGAGAAUCACUCUCCUCUUUAGAUGUCUAA